Lactuca sativa (garden lettuce) is the source of this 642-nucleotide messenger RNA. NCBI's taxonomy places the organism in Eukaryota, Viridiplantae, Streptophyta, Magnoliopsida, Asterales, Asteraceae. The record is from RefSeq and is a predicted model, not a curated record.
AUGAUCAACGAUAGGUUUGCCAACAAGGUUGAAGCUGGGAAGAAGAGGAAAUUUGAGGGGUCUUCAAGGUCUGACAAGUAUGGGAGAUGCCCUAAGGAAGUGACCUGCUUCAAAUGCGGGAAGACUGGUCACUAUGCCCAAAAAUGCCCAACCGAGGAAGAAGUUUGCUUUAAGUGUAGUAAAGAGGGACACUUCAAGCAAGAUUUCCCGAUGAGAGCUACAAAGCCAAGCGUAUCGCUGAAACACUAUGUGAAGUACUAUGAAAAAGUAACUUGUUUCAAGUGUGGAAAGCAUGGGCAUUACGCCGAUGAGUGUGCAUUCAACACAAGGGUGUGUUAUGAAUGUACUGAGGAAUGGCACUUCAAGCAAGACUGCCCAAAGAAGAAAGGAGUUACAAAGCCAAAUGUAUCGUUGAAGCACUAUGGGAGAUGCUACGAAGAAGUGACUUGUUUUAAGUGUGGGAAGAAUGGGCAUUACGUCAAUGUCUAUACAUCCAACAAGAGGUUAUGUUACGGAUGUAGGGACAAAGGGCAUAUAUCGAAGGAUUUCCCGAAGAAAAAUGACGCAACAAGUGCAAAUACACCUCGAAAGCCAAAAAGCAUCCUUGAUGAAGCAACUGACAAUGCAAGGAAUCAGGAGUGA